Ochotona princeps (American pika) is the source of this 3164-nucleotide messenger RNA. RefSeq names its product BEN domain containing 4 (gene BEND4). Bases 133 to 1743 code for a protein of 536 amino acids. The record is from RefSeq and is a predicted model, not a curated record. The transcript is spliced from 5 exons. NCBI's taxonomy places the organism in Eukaryota, Metazoa, Chordata, Mammalia, Lagomorpha, Ochotonidae. Gene Ontology annotation, molecular function: DNA binding.
ACGGCACAGCCACACGCCCGCCCACACGCGCGCACAGGGGCAGAGCCGGCGGGCGGCAGGCGGAGGCACCCUCGGAGCCGGACGCCGGGCGGGGAGGGGACGGGCAACGCGGGAGCGGCCCCGGGGCGCAGCAUGGAGGAGGAGAUGCAGCCAGCGGAGGAGGGGCCCAGCGUCCCCAAAAUCUACAAGCAGCGCGGCCCCUACAGCGUCCUCAAGACGUUCCCGAGCAAGAGACCGGCGCUGGCCAAGCGCUACGAGAGACCCACCCUGGUGGAGCUGCCGCACGUGCGGGCGCCCCCGCCGCCCUUCGCGCCCCUCGCCGCGGGCUCCAUCAGCAGCAGCGAGCCGCCGCCGCCGCCGUUCCCGGCCCAGAGCCCCUACCCCCCCGGGCCCGGCCGGGCCGCCGCCGCCGCCUCGUCGUCGUCGCCGUCCUGCACGCCCGCCGCGCCCCAGGGCCACCUGAGGACUCCGGCGCCGCCGCCGCCGCCGCCGCCCCCGGCCCCCGCCGCCUCCUCGUCGUCUUCCUUCGCCGCCGUCGUCAGGUACGGCUCCGGCUCGGCAGCCGCCGCGGGCAGCAGCCACGCGGGUAGCGACGGCGCCAGCCUGGAGCUCAGCGCAGAGAGCCGGAUGAUCCUGGAUGCCUUUGCCCAGCAGUGCAGUCGAGUUCUUAGCUUAUUAAAUUGUGGAGGAAAACUUCUGGACUCCAACCAUUCUCAAUCCAUGAUUUCUUGUGUAAAGCAAGAAGGCUCAAAUUACAAUGAGAGAUCGGAGCAGUGUCAUGUUGGCAAAGGGGUCCACAGUCAGACCUCAGACAAUGUAGAUAUAGAGAUGCAAUAUAUGCAAAGGAAGCAACAGACUUCUGCCUUUCUGAGGGUUUUCACUGACUCCCUCCAGAAUUACCUGCUCUCCGGAAGCUUCCUGACUCCCAGCACCUCGGCGGUCAGUGAGUACGGCCACUUGGCUGACGUGGAUCCUCUGUCAACCUCCCCGGUGCACACACUAGGUGGCUGGGCAUCUCCAGCAACAUCCGAAUCCCACGGUCACCCAUCCUCUUCUACACUGCCAGAGGAGGAAGAGGAAGAGGAGGAGGAGGAAGGCUACUGUCCUCGAUGCCAGGAGCUGGAGCAGGAGGUGAUUUCACUACAGCAAGAAAAUGAGGAACUCAGAAGGAAGCUUGAGAGCAUCCCAGUGCCCUGCCAAACCGUGCUAGAUUACUUGAAGACUGUUUUGCAGCACCACAACCAACUGCUGAUGCCACAGCCCGCUGACCAGCCCACCGAGGGAAGCAAGCAGCUGUUGAACAACUAUCCCGUCUACAUAACGAGCAAACAGUGGGACGAGGCUGUAAAUUCCUCCAAGAAAGAUGGGAGACGCCUCCUGCGCUACCUCAUCAGAUUUGUUUUCACAACCGAUGAGCUUAAGUACUCAUGCGGCCUUGGAAAAAGGAAAAGGUCAGUGCAGUCAGGAGAGACAGGUCCUGAGAGACGCCCUCUGGAUCCAGUUAAAGUCACAUGCCUCCGAGAAUUCAUUAGAAUGCAUUGUACCUCCAACCCUGACUGGUGGAUGCCUUCGGAGGAGCAGAUAAACAAAGUGUUCAGCGAUGCUGUGGGUCACGCCCGGCAGGGGCGGGCCGUGGGGACUUUCCUGCACAACGGCGGCUCAUUCUACGAAGGGAUGGAUCACCAGGCCUCGCAGGAUGAAGUCUUCAAUAAGAGCUCCCAGGACGGAUCUGGGGAUUGCUGAGUGGACUUGACCUGCCCACGGGAGCCACCUGUCCUCGAAAGACCCAGUUGUGAACAUUCUGUUCCUGUCACCCAAGAGUCCAAAGCAUGUCAUUCUGUUGCUGUGUGCACAUUUGCAACCUGGACACAUUCUUGACCUACUGUCACGGUUCCCAAGGAGAAAUCCAUUUUAAGGUUAUUUGGAAAGACGGUGGCUCCUAGAACAGACUUUUGGGAUGUUAGAAGAUUACAGUUGACUUUUUAUGAAUGCUAGCUAGACGGUGAAGGUGCCAAAGGGUGAGUUCCUACCACCUGCCCCAGAUCUCCCUGGGAAGUACCUACUUUCCAGAGCAGAGCUAGCCCCCGAGGGAGGAGGGCUGAGUUAGUGCCUCUGCCCCCUGAAAAAUGGUUAGAGACGUAGAUUUAUUUUAAGGGCCAAGGUCCUAGUGUCUUACUUUAGUUCUAGUAAGAUGUCUUUAUGUUUUCCAAAGUCUUAAGCUCAUAGUUAUCUGCAAAGGUGUGGGAUCAGUGACAAGAUAUGCUGUCUCUGUAUAUUGAAAUCUGUGACAAAGAAGUUAAGAAACAGAGGCCAGCAGCAUAGAUGGUAAUUAGCUGUUUUUCUGUCACUUUACAAAGAAGACAUUCCACUGUGCUGAUCCGGAAGGUGCACUGUGUGAAGUGAGUCUGCACUGAAAACAGUGUUGCAUUGUCAGUCAAGAAACAUCAAGCAGUCCAAAACCAUUUUGAACAUUGUCUCAUAGCUUUCUGGAGCCAGCGAUUUUCAUAGCCUUCAGUUGGGCUUUGUGGACACGGUGCUCAGAGCAAUGUGGUGGAUGAUGAGAAUUCCCACCAGCUUGUUCUUUGGUGAUCAAACUAGUGGUGUGACUGUUGACAUUGGCCAAAUUGGCCAGAUGUCUGAAAUUCUAUACACACCAUGGCAAGGGCGGUCUAACAACUAUGCAAUGGGCUUGUCGGUGAUUUCUCUGAACAUUCAGGGUCUUCAGGCACUGAAUUGAUCAUCACAAAGUGCUCUGUUUCUGUCCUCUGUGAUCAGGGAGGAAACCAUUUCAUCCCCAGUGUGCAUCAUUUCCCUCAGUUACCACUUUGGCUAAGUGAACCCAUUCCACAAGCCUCCCCGCACGCUUUCCGCUGUUCGGUGUGUUGAGCUCCAUAUGGAAAAUGAGUGGUGUCUUGGGACCUGUUGCUUGAUCACCAAAUGCUGUAGAGGAGAUGCUAGGGUUGUGAUUUCUGAGAGCCUCGUGUUUUAGGUGAGAAGAACUUUCUUUACUGAACUGGUCCAGAUGCUGCUUUUUGCUUAGAAAACAAACAUGAGCAGUGUUUGUUUAAGGCUGUUAAUGUCAUCUGCAAAACAUAACUGAGGGUUUGGCGCAUCCAUUUGUGAAUGCUGCUUUUUUUGCCCAUGUUUUAGUCCAAGCAAAAAAA